Meloidogyne enterolobii is the source of this 1616-nucleotide messenger RNA. The record is from the annotation of a GenBank genome assembly. NCBI's taxonomy places the organism in Eukaryota, Metazoa, Nematoda, Chromadorea, Rhabditida, Meloidogynidae.
UUGAUUGGACGCAUAAUAGUUGAUUGGACGUAUAUUGUGUAAUAGAGCCAUUUUUUGUACUGUAAACGCAAAAGGAUUGACAGACUGUGUCUGUCCGUUGUGUCUGUGUUUGUUUGACCGUGUCACUUUGACUGAUUCAUACAUGCAUGAAUCACUUUUUCGCCAAAAUACGAGGACACAGGGUGAAUCAAUUUCAACAGUGCUUUUACAAAAAUUAAAUGAAAAAUGUUGACGCUAAACAAGUGUGUGGGCGAAAUUUGCGUUUUAUCGUGAUUCGAUAUAUUUGAAUUAUUAUAAUUUUUCAUUAAUGUUUUAUAAUGGGAUUUGUAAAUUAAUAACUAAUUACUUUAAUUUUAGAUUUUGAUAUAUUUUAUUCUUAAUAAUUGACCUAUCUUAAAAUCUUCAAGCAAAUUAUUCCGUCGCUAUUUAACGCCUGAACAACGGAAUUUUCUAUUAUCACCUAUUUUAUUCUUCAUCACUGUUCUCAAAAAAUUUUUAACUGAAGCAAUAUUGGUGCAUAUUUAGGUUGGUAAUAUUUUUCUUUAUAAUUUAAAUUUAAUUAAAAACAAAAGAAAAUUUCGAACUGUAUUUAUUUUACUUUUUGGAUAUUUUUCGGUCUGAAAUUUAAAUUUAAUAUAAGCCGACUUAUUCCUCACGAACUAUAUUAAUAACUAUAAUAAUUGGACGCUGAUGAAACAGGUAGGUUUGAAUUAGUCAUUUUUGUAAAUGCUGUUAUGAUAAAUAUCUAUUGGAUAGUGAAAUGAGCAAACCGAGAAACAUUCCAACAAUGAAGUAUGGGACAAAGUCGAACUUCAAGAAGAUGACAAGCGUAAACCAAACAAAUUUGGCCAAAUUCUCUUCAAAGGUUAAAUUGCACACUUAUAAUUCUAAUUCCAAUGUUCAGAAAAAAUCAAAAGCAAAAUUGGAGCUGAGUUGUGUCAAUAAACCAUGCAUUAUCACCCAUAUCAAUGCCGAUAGACUUAAUAAGAAAUGCAACAAAUUAACGAAGGAAAAGAAGACUGAUGCUGUUAAGUUGACUGAAGCAAACUUAGAAGUUGAAAAAUUGACUCGCGAAAAUAAACGUCUUAGAAAAACAAAGAAAGCCCUGUUCAAAGACAAAACCAAUCUAACUGAGGAAUUGGCUCGAGAAAAGGUCAAAUACGAACGUCUACAGCAGCGCACUACAAAUAAUAUCGUUAACUGUAUCGUUAUUGAAGAAUUAACACAAGAUGGACAAAAAACAAAAUUUGUUGUUGAUGCAGACAUUUACCGAAACGUGAAGAAUAAAGCUGAUAGACGAAAGAGAAAAGUGGAGAAGUGCAAGGAUAAAAUCAGAUCACUCAAAGGAAGAUUAGCGCGACCUUCGGUGAUUUUGAGAUUACUGUGAAUGAUCCAAUAUGAGCCCUGCUCUAUUAGAAGCCCAUCUCUAAUAUAAGCCUACCUGAGGGGACCCAUUUAAAUCCCACUCUCGGUAAUAGUGUCGUUUCCAGCCCCACCUAGGUGGACUUAAAACGACACUAUUACCACCACUAAUAGAAACCCGUCUAAAAUUUUUACGCGAAAUUUUAAUAAAACUCCGAAUUAUCGUACUAACAUCAAUUAUUGUUGUAGGGUUG